AUGGAACAGAGGAUAUGUGAGGUAGAAGGGACGUACAACAUACCUCGGGUUGAUUUCUCUGCUUUCUCAAAGGUUAGUGUGCCGGAGAAAUUCAAGAUGCCCGACUUCAAAAAGUACGAUGGCACCUCCAACCCGGUGCAGCAUGUCCAGAUGUACCAAGCCGGAAUGAAUAAGUAUGUGGCUAAUGGCCCUCUGAUGGUUCGGACUUUCCAGGCUAGUCUGAAAGACGCGGUUAUGAAAUGGUAUACAUAUUAUAAAAUUUGUAGCACGAAGGAUUGGGAAAAGGCAGCCAACGAAUUUAUCGGGCAUUUCAGUUUUAACUUGGACGUUGCCACCACCAAAGAAGAUCCGGAGCAAGCAGAAAUGAAAAAGGGUGAGACGAUCAAGCGGUAUGCCACCGGAUGGAGGAACGUUGCAUCUCAGCUGAAGCUAGUUCCGCUUGAGCGGGAGCUCAUGAGAUUGUUUGUCUCCACCCUCUCCCAAGCAAUGCAGUCAUGUAUCCUUGGCACCACCGCAAUAUCAUUCAGUCACCUCAUUGCAAUGGUUGAGGAAGUGGAAAGCGGCCCGAAAAAGGGUACGUAA
Messenger RNA from Rhodamnia argentea, 582 nucleotides. RefSeq lists its product as uncharacterized. The coding region runs from base 1 to 582 and encodes 193 amino acids. Lineage: Eukaryota; Viridiplantae; Streptophyta; Magnoliopsida; Myrtales; Myrtaceae. The record is from RefSeq and is a predicted model, not a curated record. The transcript has a single exon.